Messenger RNA from Coregonus sp. 'balchen', 3533 nucleotides. The record is from the annotation of a GenBank genome assembly. NCBI's taxonomy places the organism in Eukaryota, Metazoa, Chordata, Actinopteri, Salmoniformes, Salmonidae.
AUGAAAGAUGCCUGUAGUUUUGACGUUCUUACACCAGGGGGUGCUGGCAAUUAAGUUUCUCUCUCUCUCUCUCUCUCUCAAUUUCAAUUUAAGGGGCUUUAUUGGCAUGGGAAACAUAUGUUUACAUUGCCAAAGCAAGUGAAAUAGAUAAUAAAUACAAGUUAAAUAAACAAUAAAUUACACUCACAAAGUUCAAAAAGAAUAUAGACAUUUCAAAUGUCAUAUUAUGUCUAUAUAUAGUGUUGUAACUAUGUGCAAAUAGUUAAAAGUACAAAAGGGAAAAUAAAUUGGGUUGUAUUUACAAUGGUGUAUGUCAGGGUUCUUCAAUUCCGGUCCUGAAGGGCCGAAACACCUCUGUUUUUCAUCCUCUCCUUCUAAUCAGGGGCUAAUUCAGACCUGGGACACCAGGUGAGUGCAAUUAACUACCAGGUAGAAAUAAAAAACAGAAGUGUUUCGGCCCUCCAGGACCGGAAUUGAAGAACCCUGGCGUAUGUUCUUCACUGGUUGCCCUUUUUCUUGUGGCCACAGGUCACAAAUCUUGCUGCUGUGAUUGCACACUGUGGUAUUUCACCCAAUAGAUCUCUCUCUCUCUGUUUCUCUGUGUAGAACUCGGAGCUGUUCACUCUGACAUACGGAGCCCUGGUAACCCAGCUAUGUAAGGACUAUGAGAACGACGAGGAGGUCAACAAACAGCUGGAUAAGAUGUGAGUUUCUUCUCUUCUCAACAAACUCUGCUUAGUCCUCUCACUUAUAAGUGAUCAAGGAAAGGAGACAAGGAGAGUAAUAGAGUCACAUCUGUGUGUGUUUGUGUGUGUGUAAAAUGUGCCACUCCUCAACAUUUCAUUUUCAGUUUAUCCUUCACUCUGCAAAUGGAAAAAGUGGAGCUACUGGUUUCGGCCUCUGAAGUUUCCCGUCAACCUACAGCACACUGACAAAUUCUCCAUCCCUCUUAAACUUGACCCUAGAAACUAAUAGACCAAUGAUGUGACGUGUGUGUGUGGUGGUCAGAUAUGGCCUGUAAAGGUUUUCUGCUCUGCCAAACUAAGACAUCUACUGUAGCAUGCCCCAAAUAUGGUUCAAUUAGGUGAUGAUCUAAUCUGACUCCUUAAUAGGGUCCAGAUGUUUGUCUAUAUCUCUAUAUCUCUCCCUCUCUUUCUUUCAGCUUUGCUCAACUAUGCCAGUGUUCAUGUCUGAAAGCUUUAAGGGAGGUGUGGAAUCUCUGCUCUAAAGUGGAACCAUUCUUUUAUCCUAUACUCUUUCCAGGGGAUAUAAUAUCGGAGUGCGUCUCAUCGAAGACUUCUUGGCGCGCUCCAGCGUUGGGAGGUGUCAGGAUUUCAGAGAAACGGCCGACGUCAUCGCUAAGGUAACGGGAAUGUCCCUGAGCCAAUCAGAGCGUGACCAUGGAACCCUCCCAGAAAGGAGAGAGGCGAUGGGGAAGAGAAGGAGUGAGGGAGGGAAGGAAGGAGAGAGAAAAGGACAGGGAGAGAGAGAGAGAAAGAAACGGAGAUGGAGAAGAGCGAAAGAGAUUAAGAUCUGAGAGAGGGAGCGAGAGCUGGGAAAAAGACUGAGGGAGGGAGGUUGACUAUGAACGAGUGAAUGAGUGAGUUAGAGAGCGAGGGAGUCAGCGACAGGAAUUUGAACUCCAACCUGCAGUAAUCUGCAUAGUUUCAUCGCUCCUCUCUACUGCUUUUCAUUUCUCUGCACUCACACAGGUAGGGAAGCAUCCCAGCUAUGUCACCACAAAGCCAACUGGCCCCAGCCCGUGUGUGUGUGUGUGUGUGUGUGUGUGUGUGUGUGUGUGUGUGUGUCUGGGCUCUUGUUCCUCACUGCUUGUUGUCUUUCUUAUACAGUAGUCCAGGCAGAAUUGUCAACCUACAUCCAGGGUGAAACACAACCCCUCGCCCAAGUACAUUAGUUAACACUGAAGGAAUGACCAUACACACACACAAACUCGUGCUUGUGUCUAUGUGGUCAGACAGUAGUCUGCUGUACUCCUGAGCAGCGGGCCCUAAUAAUAAAUCACUGUAGACUUUACUUGUCAAGCUCAAACGCUACUUCUCUCACCGUGUGGUUGACACCAACCCUACAUCCAUCACUUUGCAAUGAGAGCGUUAGAGACCAGAGUUGAAUAUGUCCCCAGUUUAUUUCAGCUACUCGACCGCAGGACGGGGCAGCUCUUGCUAGCAAGCUUUGACAUUGACUAACAACCAAACUGCCGUCACGCAGUUUAAAAGAUACAUUCACAAGGGCAGAUCUCAACGACUUGAUCACUGAUUAUCUCGGCAGGUGUGAGACCCUGGUAAAGAAAGAUGUUACACUCCCUGGCCCUAACCUAGUCCUCUCUUUUCAACCCUUUCUCAGUAGAAAACAUGUGACAAUGUCAAAUUGUCUGCAUUCAGUGAAGAAUCUUAUGAGAGUGAUAGUCUCUGUUCCAUUAUAAAUGCAGUACUAACACCAUUGUAACACUAACAGCAUUGUAUGAUUGCAUGUGUUGUCCACUAGGUGGCGUUUAAGAUGUACCUGGGCAUCACCCCCAGUGUGACCAACUGGAGCCCGGCGGGGGAUGAGUUCUCCCUCAUCCUGGAGAGUAACCCCCUGGUGGACUUUGUUGAGCUGCCUGACAACCAUAGCUCCCUGGUCUACUCCAACCUGCUGUGUGGGGUACUCCGAGGAGCUCUGGAGAUGGUAAGGACUGUGCCUCUUUAGGCCUUUUCACACCAGCCUAACCAAGCUGUACUGUUCUGGCCUGGAUACGUAUCCACCAUCUUUGUUGGAACCGUGCUAAAAAAGGACAAUGUGAAAAUAAAAUACCAGAGUCAGCACAGGGUGUGUGCACGGUACUGUGAAAAUUAUAUUUGUGUGAUUUACACUGAGUAUACCAAACAUUAGGAACACCUUCCUAAUAUUGAGUUGCACCCUCCCCCCUUUUGCCAUCAGAACAGCCUCAAUGCGUCAGGGCAUGGACUCUACAAGGUGUCGAAAGCGUUCCACAGGGAUGCUGGCCCAUGUUGGCUCCAAUGCUUCCCACGGUUGUGUCAAGUUGGCUGGAUGUCCUUUAGGGUGGUCGACCAUUCUUGAUACACACAGGAAACUGUUGAGUGUGAAAAACCCAGCAGCAUUGCAGUUCUUGACACAAACCGGGACGCCUGGCACCUAUUUCCAUACCCCGUUCAAAGGCACUUAAUAAUUUUGUCUUGCCUAUUCACCCUCUGAAUGGCACACAUUGAAGUGGAUUUAACAAGCAACAUCAAUAAGGGAUCAUAGCUUUCAACUGGAUUCACCUGGUCAGUCUAUGUCAUGGAAAGAGCAGGUGUUCUUAAUGUUUUGUAUAUGCAGUGUAUGUAUGUGUUGUGAAGCUUUAUUAUGUAGAGAAAAGCCCUUUUUAAUUUCUAAUAUCUCCCUCUCUCCCCCAGGUGCAGAUGGCAGUGGAUGUGAAGUUUGCUCAGGACACCCUGAGAGGAGACAAUGUCACAGAGAUCCGCAUGAAGUUCAUCAAGAGGAUCGAAGAGAAUCUACCGGCCGGGGAUGAGUGA